AUGGUCAUGCGGCCCAAGAACAGUUCUGGAGUCACGCCCGAAUCAUCCACGGCUACUCAAGAGGUCGAUAACAGCAACUCCCGCUCUGUAUUCGGCGACAACCAUGCCGCUACCGAAGAUGCGAUGAUGGUUGCGCACGCGAAGUACAUGCGUGAGGCAGGUCAAAUUGAUGACAAGAUGGAAGCAGAACUCUCCAAGGCGUGGCAUAAAUCUGGCGAACUUCACAGGAAAUAUACGCCGGCAUAUCUCGCAAUGCUUCCAAAUUACACUGGCCAGAAUCAAGACGAGAUGCCCUCUUACGAGACAGCGCUGAGGCACCAGAAGGCGCGAGAUGAUGCGCAAGAACAGCUGCUCGCCGACUUUAUGGCAGGCAAGAUCGAUGAGAACGGCAAUCGUAUUGACGGCCGAGAUGGGCCUUCCUCGUCGAUACCAUCGGGGGGUGAGCGCGAUAAGAUAGACGACAGCACAAACGAGCUGAGCACGAAGACGAAUGGCUCACCAAAGAAGGGAAAGACACUGGCUAUGAAAUCGUCGCAACCCACUCUCGUAACUGUGCCUUCGCGAUACACCCAACACCUCCCAGCCUCCACAUCAGCGCCUCGAUCCAACGCGCAAACCGCGGUUUCAGACAUCGAGGCAGCUACUACUAUCGUGACCUCUUCCGACUCAUCUCAGCCAUCCUCAUCAUCGUCUUCCCAGCGCACCAAAGCCCGAUCCAAAGCGAAGUCAGUCGUCCAACCCCUCACCCCUCUAUUCAAUCGUCCCUCCUACACCGAAGUAAACUACUACGAACUCCUAGAUCUCUGUCGUAACCGCAAGAUCCACGGCCGGGGCACCGAGCAGCAAGUCCGCAACGCGCUCAUCCAAGACGACAUCAACAUUGCGUUAGGACAUGAGCGAGAAAUGAUUAAGAGUCAGGGGCGGAGAAAGGCGUACAAGCACCAAGCGCCCGCGGAGCUGAAGAAUGGGAAUGUGGCGAACGGGGGUUCGCAGGGAAAGGACUCUGACGAGACGCUGAGUAUGGGGAGUAGUGAAGGAGUCCAUCCGCGGACGAAUGUUGUGGGGAAGAAGACGGAGAUCGUGACAGAUGCUGAAGUUUCGGAGGCGGAGAGCGAGUCGGCGUUUGAAGAUUUGAGGGCCGUGUGCUGCACGGAAAGGAAGCAGGGGAUCGAGAAUGACGAGGAUGGAAGCGAAGGAGAGGGUGGGGAUAGUACGGGCGAUAAGAAAAGACUCAAGUUGAGCAAGUAG
Cucurbitaria berberidis CBS 394.84 is the source of this 1248-nucleotide messenger RNA. RefSeq lists its product as uncharacterized. Bases 1 to 1248 code for a protein of 415 amino acids. The transcript has a single exon. NCBI's taxonomy places the organism in Eukaryota, Fungi, Ascomycota, Dothideomycetes, Pleosporales, Cucurbitariaceae. The record is from RefSeq and is a predicted model, not a curated record.